Owenia fusiformis is the source of this 3889-nucleotide messenger RNA. Lineage: Eukaryota; Metazoa; Annelida; Polychaeta; Sabellida; Oweniidae. The record is from the annotation of a GenBank genome assembly.
CAUAUUGCAGGAUAUCACAAGAAAUUGGCGUCUGAACAGCAUGACCUUUAAAGGUCAUCAAAGGGGUCAACAUGUACUCUGACGUCACGUGAUACCAAUAUUUUCAAGAUGGUGAGAGUAAAAAAAGCUUGAGUUGCAAAUCUUUUUAUAAUUUGAUGAAUGUAGAAGGGAUCCGCACUAAAAUUGAUAACAGACAAUCACAUGAACAAUGGCUAGUGCUGAAGAAAGCACUGAGGGAGAAGAAAAAGCUGUUGAUAAAGAGGCGGUUGCUGCAGAAUUCCGCCGUAUGAAAGCUCCCAACAAGAAACGACUAGAGGAUGAUAUAGAGGUACUGAUGACCCAAAUAAAGGAGAAAGAAAGUCAACUUAAAGCUAACAACAGCAAAUCAGACGAAAGAAAUCAGGAAGAAGGCCGUAAUAUACGCGCUGAAAAGGAGGCCAAUAAUGAAAGGCGAAAGAAGAAAGAUGCCGAAUUACGACAACUUGGAGUCACCAUUAGAUCACAGCUGGACUCUCUGGCUAAAGUGCAGGCUCAGUUGACAUACAAAAGAGAAGACCGUAUCAAUGAGGCAAUACGCAGACUGGAAUACCAACUGAAAAACCAGAAUUUCUCACUGAGGGAAGAAAAGAAGAUUGUCAGUGAAAUAGAUAGUCUUAAGCGCUCAAAGAAGGCUUUGGUUCAGUACACUGCUAUGAAGAGAGAGUUGGAUUCUCUGAGGGACAAGCAGAGAAGAAUCAGGGAAGAGAUAGGGCACUACAGCAAAGCAGUGACGGGGCUGAAGAACAGGGAGGGGGCUAUUAGGAACUCAUUUAAAGCAAUGCGAGAGCACAAUGAGCAACUCAGGAAAGAAAUCGAUGCCUUAUUUGAUGAGAAACGAAAAAUGAUUGCAGACUUCAAAAAGUAUGAGAAUGAAUAUUAUAAUUGCAAACGUAUAACUAAGGAAGUUCAGUCAAAGAAACGAGAAGAAGAAAAACGUGCUCAAUUGGCUGCCAAACAAAAGGAAAUUGCUGAAAUAGAAGCCCUAAGGGAGCCCUAUGAGCAGGAGAAACAACUAUGUACAACUUUGAUAGUUUAUUUACAACGGUUUCUGUCUCAGGAGACAACGCAGGACAACCAACAAGAUACUCCCUCAACACCAGAUGCAGUAAAGGCAGUUGAAAAGGAGGCUGGUAUGUUUGUGUUGCGUAGGAAGAAAAGUGAUGAAGAUGAUGUGUUCUGGGGAGCUGGACGUGGCAAAGCUGGCAAACGAAACAAGAAAGACAAGAAAAAGAUAAGUGUGCCAAAGCAUAUUCAGCACAGUCCAGAGAUAUUUGCUCAGUUUGAUGCAUUGAACCUCACAGCUCCAUCGACCAUGACUGAAGUACAGAUCUCAAUUGAACAGUUACAAGCCAGAAAGGCAUAUUACCAGAAUGCUCCAGCUAUUGUGCCAUCACAAUUCUCCCCAACAAGUCAGGUGUCUACUGAUUGGACAAUCAGUGAAGCAACAUCGCACACUGGAAGUCUUGUUAGCGUAACUACACUAGAUAGCACAACAUCUGAUGGUUCCGUCAUCUCAGACGUCGACCUAGAGUCAACUCUCAAACAGCAGGACUUUCAAAAUAUUUUGGUAAGUGAAACUAUAGACGAUGCUGUGGAAGAAAGGUCCAUAUCCCCUAUUGAAAAAGACAUUAAUAAAGAUAAUGUCGGAAAAGGCACCACAGAGGGACCAGGUGUUAAUAUGGAGAAGGUUCCAAGUACAACUCUUGUCAUGCGGAGUAUAAGUAGUGAGAAUGAUGGAUCAAGUAUAUGUAGCCUUGACAACCAUGUUAACAAUGCCCAUGAUGCAACAGACACUGAGGAAUCAGGUAUCGAGCUAGAUGAAUUCACGCACGAUCUACCCAAAACUAAUAAACAAUGUCCCAGAGAUAAACUAAAAUUGCAUAUACUUAAAGACAGUAAUACUAUCAACAACGCACAUGCAGGAAAUGAAGUGGAUGCUGAUAGUGCAUUAAAUAAUAUGAACAACUGUAAUGGCUAUAUAGAUGAUGCUGAAAACAAGGAUGAUAUAGCUGAUACCUGUAAUAAAGACACUGUAGCCAAUGAGAAAGUGACUCAAUGUGAAGAUUCUAGUGAUAAGUUUGACACAGAGAAUCUUGUUAAUGGUGAUGUUGUUGAGGAGUCAUAGCGUAAAGCUCAUUCUAUGUCUCACUAAUUUUAGUGGCUUGUUUGAAAUACUGUAUGAGGGGGGACUGUAACAAAUAUAUCAAGGACCUAUUAAUUGAACUGUUUUUUUAGUUAAAAAAACAAGCCAUUACAUAAUCAAAAUAUUGAUCUGCCAUUUUGAAUUAUAAUCAACCAACACCAAUUGGUAUUCACUUCUAAUGUAACAAUUCAUUACUUCAGGGAAUUGGCGCACAUCGCACACAUCAAUGAAUUAUAUUCCGAUUUAUCUAAUAACAUGUACCCUUAACACACAAAUUUUAUGUAACUCCAAAUCAUCUGGUGAUAUUCACAGGACCUCCUCUUAUUAAGAACAAUAUUCAAUAACUAACUCUCAUUCUCAGAUAUUCUGAAAUUUAAAAAAUCAUGACAGCCUGCAAUGUGCACCAUGAAUAGACAUUGGUACAUAUCUCUUUUCAAGCUUAAAAAUUGCUCACCUAAUUAACAGCAUGAAAAUUUUUGAUUUUUAAAGGUGAUUAAUUCACUUUUAUAAUCCAUCUUAAGUAUUUUGUACUGUACAAUAUACAUUAAUAAAAAGGAGGGUUUGUAUGAAAGUCUAUCUGAUGAAGUUAUAGGUUGUUCUGCUUUUGAAAUUUGUUAGAGUAUUUUAGGAUCAGGCUAAGAGACGGAGCAACUGAAUUGUUUUUGAAUAAACAAACCGGAAAAUAUGCUUUUAAAUAAUUUGGCUUAUAUGUGUGUACAUAUACACAUAUGUAUAUUGUAUAUUGAUGUAUUGAUCCAAAACAGUUGUACAGUAGAAUGGAUAUAUUUAUAUAUAAGAAAGAAUCAAUGCAGUACUUAACCAAAUAUUAAUACAAUGCAUGCAUUCUCGAAUAAUGUUCAGUUAGAGUAAUUUGAAUGCACAAUAAAUCUUAUUCUUAAUAUAUACUGCAUUUAAUCGGAUAUUGUAUGUUAGUCACUAUAUUAUUGCAGACUUUAAAAGGUGUAUACAGAAGAUGCACAAAUUUAUAGACUCGUUGUACAUUACAUACACAUUAGGGAUCCACAAAAUAUUCUUCAUUUCAGUCUAUUGUGGGUUCCCUAAUACACAUUUAAAGGCCUUGUGUGUAUUUAUAUAAAUACCUCAUAGUCAUUUUGUCUGAAUAUCUGACUGGAGUGAUAAAUACAACAGCAAAGGUCAUACCCAGGGAGAGAUUGUAUAUUUGGGUGUUUGUAGGGGAAAAUAUUAUAUCCUGAAGGGGAACCAUGAUAUAUAACCCCCAAGCAGAGAAUUAGCCUUCAUCAUAUGGAGAGGAUGAACUAUUCAUUGUAAUUCACACUUGCAUUUAUUUUCCAUUUACAUUUAUAAUAGUAAAUAUAUAUAUGUACUGUAUGAAAUGGUGUCUUAGUAUUUGCAAUCAUUGUAAUUUCACUAAUCUGUCUAUUCAUAAAAACAUGUUGGUGAAUUUGAAAAUGAUGAAAUGACAAGACCCCAUGUUAUACAAUAUGUGUGAUAUAUCAGAUCUUUAAUCUACUUCAUGCUUAUAGGGAUAUUUGGAAACAGGAGCAAUUAAAUGUAGAGACUCUAUGUAUCUGUGGUUUUAGUGUAUGCUGAGAAUUUUCAUAGUAGAUAUAUUGAUGAUAUUAUACUAUAUUUAAGCAGAUAAUUGAUUGCAGUAGAGUAGCUUGUAUACAAAUGUGAAUAUAGGAUAAUGGAGUGAUCUCACAAGCUGGAUUAAGUGCUCACAAG